Molecule: messenger RNA, 1494 nt
Organism: Fonsecaea nubica
Lineage: Eukaryota; Fungi; Ascomycota; Eurotiomycetes; Chaetothyriales; Herpotrichiellaceae
Exons: 4
Coding region: 1-1494 (497 amino acids)
Biological process (GO): transmembrane transport; carbohydrate transport
Cellular component (GO): membrane
Molecular function (GO): carbohydrate:proton symporter activity
Source: RefSeq, a predicted model, not a curated record
AUGGCACUCCUCGUCGCCGUCGUCUCGGUCUCGGUUGUCGACUCGGUCCUCUUGGGCUAUGACAGCUCGAUCAUGGGCAGUCUCAACGUGAUGCCGACAUAUCAGAACUACUUCACUUUGACCACGGCCACCAAGUCCCUGAAUACGGCCAUCUCGUACGUUGGAGGAUCCUGUUCUGCCCUCCUGGCUGGAUUUGUCGUCGGCUGGAUUGGCCGAUGGAAGAGCAUUAUGCUUUCUGCAGUGCUCGCGCUUAUUGGCGCCGUCAUCCAAACCGCGGCCCAAAACAUCGGCAUGUUCAUCGCUGGGCGUUUCAUCGUCGGAGCGGCACUAGCACUGGCCCAGACAGCAUGUCCGAUCUAUGUGGCUGAGUGUGCUCCUCCAAAGCACCGCGCCGUGGCAUUAGGUCUGUACUACGCUUGCUGGGGCGUCGGGACCCUUCUCGCUUCAGGUGUUUGCUAUUCGACGCAACACUACUCGUCGACAUGGGCGUGGAGAACACCCAGCCUGGUCCAGAUUGUCCCCAGCAUCUUGUGUAUGAUUGUCCUCCUGUUCCUUCCAGAAUCACCCAGGUUUCUCAUUGACCAUGAUCGGCACGAUGAGGCUCUGGAAGUGCUAGCAGCGCUCAACGCCAAUGGCGACAAGGAGGCUCCAGUGGUGCUCGUUCAAUUCCGAGAGAUAACCGACACGAUUGCUUGGGAGAAGAGCCAACAGCUCUCCUGGCGACAGUCAUUCAGCACCCCAGCGAACCGGAAGCGCAUCAUCAUCACUGCAACAUUUUCCAUUAUCGUAAUGCUUCCAGGGACCAACAUCAUUACCUUCUACUUUGGUGACAUGCUGUCACAAGCUGGAAUCAGCGAUCCGACAACCCAGCUCGAAAUCAAUAUCAUCUUGACCUCGUGGACACUGGUCGUCUCUCUGGCGGGUGCUUGGUUCGCCGACUCCCUGGGCCGAAAGACGCUCUGUGCCAUCAGCCUGGCUGGACAAGUCGUCACAUUCUAUAUCCUGGCGGGACUCACGGCAGUGUAUGGUAGCUCGACAGACAAGUCAGGGAUAUAUGGCACCAUAGCCAUGAUUUUCCUCUACAACGCAUCGUAUGCCUACGGCAUCACCCCGCUUACGGUGCUCUACCCGCCCGAGGUCCUGUCGUACUCGCUGAGAUCAGUUGGCAUGGGUUUGUACACGCUGACCACGAAGCUGUCGGGCCUGCUCGUGACCAUGGCGUUUCCUUUUGCCCUGGACGCCAUUGGGUGGAAGACCUACAUUAUCAAUGCCAGUGCCGAUAUUGUGAUGUUGGUCGGCGUUCUCUGGUAUUGGGUGGAGACAAGAGGCCUCACUCUUGAAGAGGUGGACAAGGUCUUUGACGGCGUCAAGCAUUCCGACGUGCCUGAUUUGAAGGCGGUAACUGAGGGGGAAGUCGAGGUCGGGUCCGAGUUACUCAAGACAGUAACGAGCAAUGUGGAGAACGAGGAAGUUGUUAUCACAAAGACCAAAUGA